AUGAACCCUUCCUCCCAGGCGCUCCGCGGCGCCGCCGACCUGCUGCCAUCGAUCCCCGCCUGCGGCAGGGCGGGCCGGUGCGGGGGCCACUGGCCAUCGAGGCGAGCGGCGGCGGCGGAGGGUGGAAGGGAUGGGCGCAGGAUUGUGUCGUGGCGACGGGUCGUGGCGAGAGGGGCCAUAGGGGAGGGGAGCGACGUGGAGGUGGCCGGCGUGGCCGCCGUGGCAGGAGCUGAGGCAGGUGAAGAAGAGCUGGGCACCAUGGAGGUCAGCACCAUAUCUUUCACCCCCACAGAGUCAGAUGCCAGUGACGGAACGUUGUCGGACAUUGUGGAGCCUGAGAUCGAGGCAGAGGGCGACGCACCGAGCGUGUCAAGCGAGCCUGAGGGCAUCGACAAGUACGAGGCGCCAUACAAGAUUGGCGACGUCGUGCUGGGCAGGACGCUAUGGUGCAACGAGCGGGGUGCCAAAAUCGAGCUGCUUGACUAUCCGGGACAUCAGGGGUUUGUUUCGAGACGGGAUUAUCCUUAUCGGCUCCUUGAGGCCAACAGUGUGUCUUUCUAUCAGCCAAAGAGUUUGCUGAAUGGAUAUGUCCGAGAGUAUCAGAUAAUAAACAUUCCUGACCGGAUCAUCGUUGGAAGGUUGGGGCCGCUGCUGAGCGCAAGGGAGCUGGACAGGAAGCUGAUGAUGGACAGGAUGGUGCAAAUUUUUGACAUCUGUCAAGAGGAUCGGGAGGUGUGGAAGACCCGCGUGUUUUCAGUGAACAGGGGGGGUCUGAAGGUGCUGAUGGCCGGCAGGGCAUGCUUUGUCCCAAAGAGCCACAUCCUGGACGAUGAGAUCAAGCACCUCUCACAGGAGGAAUUUCUGGAGAGGUACAAGGACAAGGACAUUGAGACUGCCAUCAUUCAGGUGGAUCCUGUCGAUGACAGGGUGGUGUUGUCAAUGAAGCGUGCUGAGCAGUACAUGAACCUCAAGAACCUUAGGCCUGGGGCCCUGGUGUGGGGAACUGUGAGGAAGGUGCUGGAAUGGGGAGCCUUCAUUGGUGUCGAUGGGACACACGAGAGUGCCCUAAUCCACAGGUCGAACAUCUCCAAGGGAAGAUUCUCAAGAGUAGAUGACAUCUUCCAGGUUGGCGAUCGCGUGUGCGCGGUGGUGCUGGGCAUGGAGGACGACUUCAGCCGCCUGUCCUGCAGCACCGCCGACCUCGAAGAGCAGCCGGGCGACAUGGUGAAGGACAGGCAGUAUGUGUAUGAACAUGCAGAGGAGCAGAUGGAGCGCAUCAGGAGCAUCCUUGCGGAACGGGAGGAGGAGAUGUAUGACGACAUCGACGAUUUGGAAGCCUUUGCGAAUUAG
Messenger RNA from Ostreobium quekettii, 1350 nucleotides. NCBI's taxonomy places the organism in Eukaryota, Viridiplantae, Chlorophyta, Ulvophyceae, Bryopsidales, Ostreobiaceae. The record is from the annotation of a GenBank genome assembly.